Henningerozyma blattae CBS 6284 is the source of this 1590-nucleotide messenger RNA. RefSeq names its product 2-(3-amino-3-carboxypropyl)histidine synthase (gene DPH2). The transcript has a single exon. The record is from RefSeq and is a predicted model, not a curated record. Gene Ontology annotation, molecular function: 2-(3-amino-3-carboxypropyl)histidine synthase activity. NCBI's taxonomy places the organism in Eukaryota, Fungi, Ascomycota, Saccharomycetes, Saccharomycetales, Saccharomycetaceae. The coding region runs from base 1 to 1590 and encodes 529 amino acids. Gene Ontology annotation, biological process: protein histidyl modification to diphthamide.
AUGACUAGCAAAGCUCCAGCCUUAUCAACUUCUCAAACUGAAGAAACAUUCUCUUUCCAAAAGUAUGAUACCAAUGCACAUAACAGAGAUUACCUGGGUGAUUUAGCUUCUUCAGACUUAUUCACUGCUAUUAAAAAUUAUUAUAAUGUAGAUAAAAUAGCGGAUUCGUUGAUCGGAACAGAUUACAAGCGUGUUACUUUACAAUUUCCCGAUUCUUUAAUCUGUGAUUCCAGCAUCGUGUUACAAUUGCUACAAUCAAAUCCUAAAUUGCAAAACAUAAGAUUAUAUACUUUGGCUGAUACUGCAUAUAGCCCAUGCUGUGUAGAUGAAGUUGCGGCUGAGCAUGUUGAAGCUGAAUUAGUAAUUCACAUGGGUGACUCUUGUUUGAACAAUGUGUCCAAACUACCAGUAAUAUAUUCAUUUGGCAUACCAGUAAUUGAUAAACAUGCAGUUAUUGAGAAAUUUGUUAAAUCUUAUCCAGAGAAAACUGAAAAAAUAUGUAUCAUGGCUAACGCACCAUAUACAACCUAUCUAUUAGAUAUAUAUGAAGAGUUACUAUCCAAAGGUUACACAAAUUUAGUUUCUUCUUCAAUUGAUAAAUCCCAAUUGGAUGAAAAUAAUAUUGUUAUUGAUGAUAUUUCAAUACCAUCUGACUACUCUAAGAUUAUCAAUUUUGGUAAACGUAUCAUUUACACAAAGACUCCAAUAUCUGAAGAAGAAUUCAAUACCCAAGAUUAUAAAUUAUUUCAUUUUACCAAACCAAGUGAUUCAUAUCUUCUAUAUUUAACUACAAAAUUUAAUUCGGUUACUAUUAUUAAUCCAGACUCGCUUGAAAUAUUUGAUGGUCCAUUACCUUCCUUGAUGAAAAGAUACAAAUGCAUGCAUGUGGCUCGUACUGCGGGUACAAUUGGUAUAUUGAUUAAUACUUUAUCAUUAGAAAGAACAAAUGAAUCGGUCAAUAAAUUAAUUUCACUAAUUCGUUCCCAUGAAAAGAAACAUUAUCUUUUCGUUGUUGGUAAGCCAAAUGUUCCAAAAUUAGCUAAUUUUGAAGCAAUUGAUAUUUGGUGUGUUGUUGGUUGUAAUAUGGGUGGUAUGAUUUUGGAUCAAACAAAUGAAUUCUAUAAACCAAUAAUUACACCAUAUGAAUUAACGUUGGCUCUCGAAGAUGAAGUUACUUGGACAGGCGACUGGGUUGUUGACUUUAAUAAAGCUCUACAAGAUAUUGAAAUUGAAACUACCGAAGACAGCCAAAAACAAGAUAAAAAAGAAUAUUCAGAUGAACCUGAAUUUGAUGCUGUUAGUGGUAAAUUUGUAAGCACAUCAAGACCUUUGCGAAACUUAAACUAUAUCGAUAUUCAAUUAGAAAAUGAAGCUACUGAUUCAACAUCUAAACAACUUGUGCAGAAUGUAUCUGGAGGAGUUAUUGUGAAGGGCACAGUUUCUACCUCUGCGUCUAUACUAGCAAAUAGGUCCUGGCGUGGUCUAGGCCAUGGAGAUGAUGAGGGUGAAACAGACGAUGAAGGUGCAGAAAUUGAAGAAGGUAUUUCUGGUGUAGCAAGAGGAUACGAUAUGGAUAAAGAUAAAUUGUAA